ACCAUCUGCCGCUCUAUCUUUUUAUAAUGAAAGACUGUUCAUCUAACGUUGAAACAGCUGAUAUGAGUCGUUGUGUCAAAACAUUUUUGGAAACUGUGUGUAUUGUUCUUUUCCACGUAUUUGGUUCUGAAUGACUUGGAAAGUAUAAAAGAACCAACACUAAGCAAAAAUAUGUAUGAUCUAUAUAAAAGUGUCCAAAAGAAUGGUGCCUUCUGGCGAAUCGUGCCGUGUCACAACCUUCUAGGCUUCAUUUUUCUGUUAUAUCGUACCACCUGUGAACCGUUGCCAUAAAAUAGUGAUUAAUAAUGGCACACAAUGAGAAAAUUUUUGCUUGCUCCUCAUCCGGUUGCAAUAUGAGUUUUGCAAACGAGGACCAGUUAUCAGUUCAUAAGAAGAAACAUGAUAUGAUGUUAAAUCUUGGAAAUAGUUCCAAGAAUGGCAGUUUUGUUGCAGAUCAAACACCAACGCCAACACGUUUCAUUCGAAACUGUGAGGAAGUUGGCCUAUUCCAAGAUUUACAAAAUGUAAAUCCUUUCGAAGAAACUUUUAGGAGGGCAGUGGAGUCUGGGAACACUGGCACGCUGGCAGUACCAGAGGCUGGAAUUACGGAUGAUACUUUGCAUACACCGCACAUAUUUCCUCACAUAGCCGACGUGCUGUCUACUAGCAGUCAAAUGUUGUCAGAAAAUUCAGUGCAAGAAUGUGGAAGCAUCUCGAUCACUGAAAAAAGCACAGAGGAAAAAACUACCAUUCAUACUGAAGUUUGCAGUACAGUAAAACUCACUGAAACGGAUGAACAGAACUUAAUGAAGGAAAAGUUAACCAUUGAACGAAAUGUGACCUUAACAGAGAAUGUUAUCGAUCAAGUUACGCAAACGCCAAUAAUGCCGAAAGUUUUACAAGAACAACCUAGUCCACAAUUAUUGAUUAACGGCGAGGAGGUACAGCUACUACUAAAAACGGCAGAUGGAAAAUUAAUGCAACUCUCAGCAAUUCCAGUUUGCGAUUCUGUUGGUACAACAAACGUGCAGUCAUUGAAGCAACAAACGGUUGUCAUAAAGACGGAACCACUUUUGCAAUGUAAUACAAGAUUGGAGUCCAAGAAUCCAACGGUUUCUACACUAUCUUUAGCAAAAAUGAAAUUAAAACAAACACUAACGAAAAGUUCACAAAAUUUAAAACCGAAUAGCAAUUUCUCGAAAGAUGAGUUAAAUAAUUCAAAAAAGAAUAGAAAUAAAACGGUAGAAGAUCAAUUGAAAAAGAAAGAAAUUCUCGAACGUAAUCGUGCUAGCGCGAUGAGGGCAAGAGCUAAAAGAAAAGCGUGGAUACAGCAGCUGGAAAGGACGGUUACCAAUGUGAAUGAGACCAACGUGGCUCUAAAAAUGGAAAUCAAAGUUCUACGAACGGAGGUUGCUAAAUUAAAAACGCUUCUAUUGGCUCACAAAGACUGUCCAAUUACAAAGGCGAUGCAAAAAGGAAAUGGUAUAAUACUUGGUCCAAAAAUAAUAUCCGUAAAUUCUGAUACUAUAACAAACCCAGUUCCAGUAGCAUCUGCGAUAAAAAGGACGACCUUCUCUUCCAUGGAAGUGCCUAUUACACCGAAGAAAAAAUUAUCUCUGGCAGUCUCGAAAAACCCUAUAAUAUUUCCAAAAGUAGAUUGCAAUACAAAUUUAUCAAUUCCUAAUGCUACGUUAAUAAAAACAGUACCUACUUUAAAAAUUAUGGGUGUCGGUCAACUAUUAACAGAAAAGGAAGAAACGAAGCAAAUUUUUAUUGUACAAAAUCCUAUGAAGAAAGUGGAGAAUCCUACUAGGCAAAUAAUUCAAAUUAACCCUAAUUACGAGAUUGAUCAGAGCGCGUCAAAGACUAAUGAACCGUGAAUGUAAUUUAUUGGACACUUCAAAAUUUUGCUCAAAGGUAUAAAAGACAAGUAUCGUAAAUAGUCGUUAAACAAUUUCAGUUAUACUAAUUCUCCGUGAGGAAUUGGCGUAGAAUUACGAGCACGUCGUAAUUCGUAAUUGGGUUACGACUGUUUCAAAUUUCGCGCGUUGCGGUUGACAGGAGUUCGGCGGGUUUCAUACUACAAGGCGUAACGAUUCUCUUUUAUUCACGCGAUAUGUUUGAACUCAUUUAGGUUUAAAUCAGCAAACAAGAGAGGAGAGAACAGAGGUGCUGCAUUGAUACUAUUGUUUCAUAAUAGGUAGGGCAAGAGUAUCAUCCCGGAAAUUUUCAAUUUUCACACAGUGCCUGUCGCGUGUAUAUCUGCGGGUGCGUCUGUGAAAGAAAUCAUACAAGUAUUUAUCUAUUAUAAUAAAUAGAGUAUUUUUUCUGGUAA
Molecule: messenger RNA, 2335 nt
Organism: Bombus huntii
Lineage: Eukaryota; Metazoa; Arthropoda; Insecta; Hymenoptera; Apidae
Gene: Atf-2
Product: cyclic AMP-dependent transcription factor ATF-2
Exons: 7
Coding region: 306-1880 (524 amino acids)
Biological process (GO): regulation of transcription by RNA polymerase II
Molecular function (GO): cAMP response element binding; DNA-binding transcription factor activity, RNA polymerase II-specific
Source: RefSeq, a predicted model, not a curated record